Molecule: messenger RNA, 468 nt
Organism: Peniophora sp. CBMAI 1063
Lineage: Eukaryota; Fungi; Basidiomycota; Agaricomycetes; Russulales; Peniophoraceae
Source: the annotation of a GenBank genome assembly
AUGUCUACAACCGAGCUAAACAACGUCACCACUUCGGACUCGCAACGUCCACCGUUCCCUUCAUACAAGAGCCCCGACGACCCGUCGUCCGGCUUUGCAACUGAGGAUGAGGCCCUGGAGGCAUGGGAGGCAGAGUGCGAGGUGUACCUCGAAAAGUACGGUGGCGCCAAAGUUCGCGAUCCCUGGGAAGAGGUUCCCAUGAUGUCGUCGGACAGUCAGACUUUCCUUCUACCGCCGAUCGCAUGGGAGAUCAAACGUACCCUCGCUGCCGACCAAGACACUCCUCGAUCACAAUCGCCCGAGCCCAUCGUGCUGGAGAACCCUAGCCCUAAGCGCCGACUUCGUACGCUCUCGCGCGUCAAGUCUAUCUUUGCGCGCUCGUCACGCUCUUCCUCGACGUCUUCAACUUCUUCCAAAUCACCGAGGAGUCCUCCACAGACACCCCUCCGUGGACAAAUAUCCCCAUAA